AUCAGCAGACAAUAUUCUGUUCACCUUUGAAGUUACAACUAUCUUGUUACAGACAAGGUGAACGUUUCUCUUUCUGUCAUGUCUCUCCGAUUUUCUAGUGGGUCCAGACAUAUUUGCUUAUGGUCUGGAACUGGAUCUGCCAGGCCAUCCAGUGGAGGCUCAGGCUUUGCAGGCAGCAAUGCAUGUGGCAGCUCCUUUGCUGGAAGUGGAUUUUCCUGUGCCUUGGGAGGGGGCCUGCGCAGUAUUCCUGGGGGGAACCAUGCUGGUGGUGUCUUUGGAAGCGCUGCUUGUUCUGGCUUUGCUGGAAGUGAAGGGGGACUUCUGUCUGGGAAUGAGAAGGUGACCAUGCAGAAUCUUAAUGACCGCUUGGCAUCCUACCUGGAUAACGUGCGAGCUCUGGAAGAGGCAAAUGCUGAACUAGAAAGGAAAAUCAAGGGUUGGUAUGAUAAGUAUGGACCAGGAUCUUGCCGUGGACUUGAUUAUGACUAUAGCAGAUACCAUCUAAUAAUUGAAGAUCUUAAGAAUAAGAUUAUCUCUUCCACUACCGCUAAUGCUAAUGUAAUUCUACAUAUUGACAAUGCCAGACUGGCUGCUGAUGAUUUCCGGCUAAAGUACGAGAAUGAGCUUGCCCUUCACCAAAACACAGAGGCUGACAUCAACGGGCUGCGGAGAGUCCUGGACGAAUUGACACUCUGCAGGACUGAUCAGGAGCUGCAGUAUGAAUCCCUGAGUGAAGAGAUGAGGUAUCUCAAGAAGAACCAUGAAGAGGAAAUGCAGGCGCUGCAGUGCGCGGCGGGAGGGAACGUGAACGUGGAGAUGAACGCGGCGCCCGGGGUGGACCUCACCGUCCUGCUGAACAACAUGCGGGCCGAGUACGAAGCCCUGGCAGAGCAGAACCGCAGGGACGCCGAGGCCUGGUUCAACGAGAAGAGCGCCACCCUGCAGCAGCAGAUCUCUGACCACGCGGGCGCCGCCACCAAGGCCAGGAACGAGCUGACCGACAUGAAGCGCACCCUGCAGACCCUGGAGAUCGAGCUGCAGUCCGUCCUGGCAACGAAACACUCCCUGGAGUGCUCCCUGACCGAGACCGAAGGCAACUACUGCACACAGCUCGCCCAGAUCCAGGCUCAAAUCGGGGCCCUGGAGGAGCAGCUGCACCAGGUCAGAACUGAGACCGAGGGCCAGAAGCUGGAGUAUGAGCAGCUGCUUGACAUCAAGGUCCACCUGGAAAAGGAAAUUGAGACCUAUUGCCGCCUGAUUGAUGGAGAUGGGAACUCAUGCUCCAAAUCAAAGGGCUUUGGAUCAGGAGGCUCAGGGAAUUCAUCCAAAGAGUUAUCCAAAACCACACUGGUAAAGACAGUGGUUGAAGAGAUAGAUCAACGUGGUAAAGUUCUAUCAUCAAGAGUUCACUCCAUUGAAGAAAAGACAUCUAAAGUGACCAGUGGAAAAACAGAGCAAAAGGUUCCUUUCUAGCCGCCAUAGAGAAAAGAACAGUCUGGGAAAGGAUCCUGCACAACUACGUUAUUCUAAAUAUCAAGGAAAUUUUUUUUAAAACCAACUUUCUGCCCUUAAUAAUAAGUUACUUAGCAAAAAUACUUUUUUUCUUAGCUAAUUUUUACAGGUUUUUGGACGUCUGUUUUCAAAUAAAUAAAAAAGUAGAUGUGCACUCCUUUCCAUUCACUCAUAACCAAUAAACAAUUAUUUGAGUUUUUUUUCCUACAUCACAAUCAUGGGUAUACAUUUAUGGAAUCUAUUUUAAUUGCCUUUCACUCUAGUUUUAAAUAAUAGUGAAUAUCAUGUGGCACUUAAAUAUUAUUAUUCACUAGGCAUAAUCUUUAAAUAUCUCACCCUUUUGCAUGGACAAAUAACUAGGAAAAAAAUUAGAAAUUCUCCUGUGAUUGAAAAGUUCCAUCACUAGAUGGCGCCUCCUGGAAUCUUACCAAUGAGCCUAUCAAACUUCCUGGGGAUCUGGAUACUUACCAGGGUUCUUGUUCCCUUAUAAACAAGAUUAACUCUGGGAAGAUCCACAGCAUUGAGCCUCCUGUGAAUGACUUUUUUCCUAGAGCAAACUUUCUGUCGAGCUCCAGAUAGCAAAGCUCAGGCUUUGCAGGUCAUAAGGUCUCUUUUUUCAACUACUUGGCUAAACCAUUAUAGCAGAAAACAGCCAUAGACAAUCAGUAAAUGAAUGAACAUGACUGUGUUCCAAUAAAACUAUUUAUGGAUACUGAAACUCAAAUUGCAACUAAGUUUGACAUAUUAUGAUAUAUUAUUCUUCUUUUGAUUUUUUCCUAGCCAUCUAAAAAUGUAAAAACCAUUCUUAGCUCAUGAGCUACACAAGAACAGGUGGCAGACCACAUUCAACCCACCAACACCUGGUCUAGAACUUAAAAUCUCAUGAGGGUGAUGAACGUUAUGGUUAUUGCGUCUUUCUGUUUCCAGAUCAAAACGUAUGGUAAGGAAUCCUAACAAAUGUUAAAUUCCCUAAAAGGAAAGCAGCUCUCCUAUUUCUGUUAUGUGGCCUGAUUCUAAUGAGAAGCUCCAAUGAAGGCAGGACUGCUAUCCAAAACACAACAGCUUGGGAGUUCAAAGAAGUGACAAAGGAUGGGAUGUUUACAAAAUCCUGAGCCAAAAGGGAUCAAAUGAAGUUAAUACUAGAAAUUCAUGGGCAAAUAAUCUCCCAAGUAUAGAGUGUACAGGGCUAGCUGCAUAAUUUGCAGGGCUAAGUGCAGGAUGAAAAGUUGGAGUCCCUUGUUCAAAAAUCGGGGGGGUGGGGAGUAUCAUUAAAGGCACUAAAAUAUGGCGUUUUCCCUAUCUUCUGCAGUCAUACAGUCUACUUGUCAUGUUUUUUUUAAAUUUGUCAUUUAAUAUCAUUCUAAGUAAAUAAAAAUUAAAAAUUUUAAGUUA
This is a messenger RNA of Nyctereutes procyonoides (raccoon dog), 2904 nucleotides long. It is a transcript of the gene KRT28, whose product is annotated as keratin 28. Gene Ontology annotation, biological process: intermediate filament organization; hair follicle morphogenesis. Gene Ontology annotation, molecular function: structural molecule activity. The record is from RefSeq and is a predicted model, not a curated record. The transcript has 8 exons. NCBI's taxonomy places the organism in Eukaryota, Metazoa, Chordata, Mammalia, Carnivora, Canidae. The coding region runs from base 79 to 1473 and encodes 464 amino acids.